This is a messenger RNA of Dermatophagoides farinae (American house dust mite), 787 nucleotides long. RefSeq names its product ADP-ribosylation factor 2 (gene Arf4). Lineage: Eukaryota; Metazoa; Arthropoda; Arachnida; Sarcoptiformes; Pyroglyphidae. Gene Ontology annotation, molecular function: GTPase activity; GTP binding. The record is from RefSeq and is a predicted model, not a curated record.
UAAUUGUGUACUCUAACCAGGAAUAAAAUUUUUUUUUUGUAAAGGAUAACGUCAUCGAUUUGUAAAUUUGAUUUUUUUUUGUUUUUCUUUUUUGAUCUGAAAAAUAAAUUUCAAUACAAAUUCAUCAUCAUUCACAUUCGUCUCAAUAUUUGAUCGAUCUCAAUUUUAACAUUCAAUUUUGACCAACAAUAAUGGGUCUAACCAUAUCCAGUCUAUUUACACGUUUAUUUGGUAAAAAACAGGUCCGAAUAUUGAUGGUUGGACUUGAUGCGGCCGGUAAAACGACAAUUUUAUAUAAAUUAAAAUUAGGUGAAGUUGUUACAACUAUUCCCACCAUUGGAUUCAAUGUUGAAACCGUUGAAUAUAAAAACAUUAGUUUCACUGUUUGGGAUGUUGGUGGCCAGGAUAAAAUUCGUCCAUUAUGGCGACAUUAUUUUCAAAAUACACAAGGUUUAAUUUUCGUUGUCGAUAGUAAUGAUAAAGAACGUGUAGGCGAAGCUGCUGAAGAAUUACAACGAAUGUUGAAUGAAGAUGAAUUACGUGAUUCAAUAUUAUUGGUAUUUGCUAAUAAACAAGAUUUACCGAAUGCAAUGUCAACAUCUGAAUUAAAAGAUCGUUUAGGAUUAGGUCAGAUGCGUAAUCGUCAUUGGUAUAUACAGGCAACAUGUGCUACACAAGGUGAUGGCCUAUAUGAAGGUCUUGAUUGGCUUUGUACUGAAGUAUCAAAACUUUCAUAAAGAUGUUGCAAACAUUGAUAAACACAUCCAACAUGAACAUUUUAUAUAUC